AGUUUACAAUGCUGCAUGGCUGCAUCCCUGGUGUUCAGACUACAUGACAGAGGCCCAGAGCUGGUGAGGGAGGUGCUUCUGGAGCGAGGAUGGAAGGAAUAUGACAAAGGAGAACGGGAGGAGGAAGACUGGAAUCUUUACUGGCGGGGCUCUGCAUUUCGCAACUCCGUUCACAAAUUGCUGCCAUGGCAGCGCCUCAACCACCACCCCAAGACUGUUGGCAUCACGCGCAAGGACUGCCUGGCACGCAACCUGAGGAGAAUGAGAGCCACAUUCGGUCCAGCUUUCUAUGACUUCAGUCCCACCGCUUUCAUCCUUCCCAACGAUUAUACCCGCUUCCUGGCUGAGUACAACAAACUACGUCUGACCAGAGGACUGUCAGCUUACUGGAUAUGUAAGCCUGUGGAUCUCUCCAGAGGCAGAGGGAUCUUCAUGUUUGAGGACAUUAAGGACUUGGUCUACGACUGCUCUGUAAUCGUACAGAGGUACAUCAGCAACCCACUGCUGAUCUCCGGCUACAAGUUUGACCUGAGGAUCUAUGUGUGUGUGAAGAGCUUUCAUCCACUGACCGUUUACAUUCAUCAGGAAGGCCUGGUGCGUUUCGCCACUGAGAAGUACAACCUGUCGUCUCUGCAUAACCUGUAUGCUCAUCUCACCAACACCAGCAUCAAUAAGUUCGGUCCUUUCUACAAAACCGAAAAAGAGAGAGUGGGCCAGGGAUGCAAGUGGACCAUGAGCAAGUUCAGGCAUUUUCUCCACAGCCAAAACAUCAAUGAGCUGCUUUUGUGGCAGAGGAUCAACAACAUUGUCACUCUGACCCUCCUCACGAUCGCUCCCUCCGUCCCCUCCUGUCCAAACUGUGUAGAGCUGUUUGGCUUUGAUAUCCUUAUUGACGGCAAGUUUAAGCCGUGGCUGCUGGAGGUCAACUACAGCCCUGCGUUGACUCUGGACUGCCAAGCAGAUAUUACAGUGAAGAAAAGGCUAAUCAACGAUCUGAUUGAUUUAAUGAACUAUACAUUGAUUGACAGCUUGAGGGAGAGGGCUUAUCAGAGACAUGGGUACAAGCAGCCUUGUUUGCAUGCAAACCACCCCUCACAUAUUUCAAUACCUGUGCUGUCAAAGUUUAAAGAAACCAAAUUUCCAAAGCAAAGCGGUGUAAGCCAGUCCAUGACUCUGCCUCUGCUAAAAACUCUUCGCCUACCUGAAAAGAUGAACCAAAGACAGUCCAGACAACAUGCUUUUGCAGCAGACUACCACAGACACCUUCCCCCUGUUGACUUAAACAAGCUAUAUCCCAGUGGCAGAAUAGUUAACACCACCGCUACCACAAACCACACCGCCAAGAGCCUAAACUUGAUACUCGGCCCACAUUCAAGGACAAACGUGUCAUUGGUAAACAGACAGACAUGUCCAGCUCUUGCGACGUGGCAGAAGGACGGCAGGAGUCUUCAUGUGUCUGAGGUUACAAACCGUGACGACACUGAAACAGAAGCCGAGAUAGAGCUCUUGGGAGAUACAGACGUUUCCUCUUCGAUACAUGAUAUCACACAGAAGGGGCUGGGAUUCAGACAUUCUUCUGUGUCGUCAAAGCUCCCAAACAUCUACAGUGGGAAUCACAAGCCAGCACUGAAUGGACAACAUGUUCCUCCACUCAGAGUUGGAGAUUUCAUUCGGACAUUCCCAUUUAAUGCAGCCACUCUGAGGGCCUCGCAGCAUGAACUGGAUGUGAAGAUAGUCAUCCAAGAGCUUCACAAGCUGACGCACACUUUGGCCACAUCAGAUGAGAAGUCUAGGAGAGACAAGGAGGAGGGGAAGAAGGACAUAAAAGGUGAAGAAGACUUUGAUUCACUGUUGUGGGGGCCACAGGAUCCUCCAUUGCUCAGUCGAUGAUUCAAACCCACUUAGAGUGGAGUUCCUUUUUUUCAAUUUUUUUCUUUCCGGAUUUCUUGCUAAGCCCUGACUUGUUUUGAAAUGUAAGACACAUCACUUCUGUAUGCCAAGGGAUAUUCCCAGCACAGUGGAAAAGAGGUCACAAUUAAAUUGAAUAACUGAUG
Messenger RNA from Micropterus salmoides (largemouth bass), 2054 nucleotides. Its product is annotated as probable tubulin polyglutamylase TTLL2. Gene Ontology annotation, molecular function: tubulin-glutamic acid ligase activity; tubulin binding. Gene Ontology annotation, biological process: microtubule cytoskeleton organization; protein polyglutamylation. Gene Ontology annotation, cellular component: cilium. Lineage: Eukaryota; Metazoa; Chordata; Actinopteri; Centrarchiformes; Centrarchidae. The record is from RefSeq and is a predicted model, not a curated record.